Molecule: messenger RNA, 831 nt
Organism: Iphiclides podalirius (scarce swallowtail)
Lineage: Eukaryota; Metazoa; Arthropoda; Insecta; Lepidoptera; Papilionidae
Source: the annotation of a GenBank genome assembly
AUGAAGUUACCUUUCAACAUUUUGCUAGCACCAUUACUUAAGCCUCAUUUGAAAUACCUUCAAGCGUUCUGUCAAUAUCCCACAUUUUAUAUUUGCCUCCCGUAUACAUAUUUCUAUGGAACCCUAGGCUUUUUCAUCAGUGUUCUUCAUUUGAAAAGGAAUUUCGGCAAAGUUCUUCUCGAAAAUGCAAGUGAAACCAGAAUGAGGGCGUUACAAAAUCCACUGGUUAUUCAUGACAUUAAGAUCAUUGGCGCAUCAAUGGGAAUACUGCAGUAUAUCUGUCUCUUGAUCGGAUGUGUUACAUUGAACGAUGUGUGCAACGAAAAUCCGGAGAGUAUUCGGACAAAGCUGCGCGCAUUUAUGGUGGCACUUUUCGGGGUAUCAAUGUCUGUAUGCGCGAUCGCUUCGCAACCCGUUGAACUUGAAUUAGAGGACAACGAAGUAGCACAGAAGUUGAACAACGUAAGCUUUGCGAGGCGAAUAACAAAGCCAACCAUUCGCCUGGUGAUCGGAUAUGGGACGUUUAGCGCGACUGUCACUGCAAUCACCUCCUUACUGUUACUCAUUGCUGUAAUGUCGAAGAAAUCGUGGUGGCAACGGGGAGCCCGUUGGCUUGCAGCCCCAGCGCUUUUAGUUGCCGCGCUGGAGACCGCCUCCGAUGCUAGCGACGCUUUAUUGGUAACCAUAUUGCGAAGCUCCGCGCCGCCCAGCAAAAUCGUGGCGCAAACAUUUGCGACCUGCGCAUUAAUCACCGUCGAGAUAUUAGUAUGGUAUUUCAUAGCGAAAUUUUUCGAGUAUAAUCCGUCAAUACCAAUUGAAGCAGGCGAAAAA